GCAGUGAUCGCAUUUGGGUUGAUGCUCAGGGGGUUCGAUAGAUGCGGUGAGUUUAUCCCCCCGACAGCGGGGGCGGCUUACUCGAGCAGCCAACCACGAUGCUGACACCGUGGCGGUGAUGUGUCUAUGCUGGCCCCACCGGACCAGGCCAGGGCCAAUGAGGUUCGGCACGUUGGGGCCAUCUGCACCGCCAAUGAAGCCAUACUUUCAUGCGUCUUGACAGCCCUGGGUUGCUUUUACGGUUCAAUCUCGGGUCAUCCCUCUGCAAAACUCCUCUGCUUUUACUGUUUUGUUUUAUUUUGUUUCUUGAGCAAUCACCACUGGCUGGUGCAAUUGACUCCCUUGCGAUACUACAACAACAACAACAACACCACCACGCUGCACUCGGCAGUAUUAUUCUUGAUAUUUGAGAUAUCACCAUGCCGAGAGACCUCGUCAAGAUUUCUUCUGUGAAGAGUCGGGAGCGAGAUGAAAAGAAAUCCCUGAACCAGCGGGAGUGUGAUCAAGUCUAUACUGCCAUCAAGCGGUGGAAGGCUCAUGAUGGGGCUGUCCUGGUCCCGGUCGUCCGAAAGGAGGUCGUGUCAGAGCUCCAGGAGAGGGCUAAGCCCAAGUGGUGGAAGAUGAAGAGAUCUGCCAAGUCGACACUCUGCAUC
Cryphonectria parasitica EP155 is the source of this 653-nucleotide messenger RNA. RefSeq lists its product as uncharacterized. The record is from RefSeq and is a predicted model, not a curated record. Lineage: Eukaryota; Fungi; Ascomycota; Sordariomycetes; Diaporthales; Cryphonectriaceae. The annotation marks the transcript as partial. The transcript is spliced from 3 exons.